This is a messenger RNA of Eimeria acervulina, 840 nucleotides long. RefSeq lists its product as hypothetical. Bases 1 to 840 code for a protein of 279 amino acids. The transcript is spliced from 2 exons. NCBI's taxonomy places the organism in Eukaryota, Apicomplexa, Conoidasida, Eucoccidiorida, Eimeriidae. The record is from RefSeq and is a predicted model, not a curated record.
AUGGGGGCUGCUGCUUCAUCUGCUGCUGCGCCUCCAGACGGAGCAGCAGCAGCAGCAGAAGCAGGAGCCGCAGGAGCAGCAGGUGCAGCAGGAACAGCAGCAGCAGCAGCAGCAGCAGCAGAUGGGUUUGCUGCUGCUCCCCUCCCAAGCAGCAGCAGCGCAACGAGCGCCAUCAUACUUGGAGAUGAUUUCCUGCAGGCCUACAGCUGCCCCCCCACCUGGAAGCAGCAGCAGCAGCAGCAGCAGCAGCAGCCGCACAGGCAGCAGCAGCAGCAGCACCGGCAGCAGCAGCAGCAGCAGCAACAUCAGAGACAGCAACAGCACAGGCAGCAGCAACAGAGACAGCAGCACAGCUCUACUGGUGAAGAAGACGACAGCAGCUAUUUAGAUCUGCCUCCAGCAAGCCCCCUCGGUUUUCCCCCCUUCGGAGUCCUGGGGUUGGAUUGGGAGCAGCAGCAGCAGCAACAGAAGCAGCAGCAACAGCAGCAGCAGCAGCGUCUGUACGAGCAGCCUCAGCAGCAGCAGCAGCAGCAGCAGCAACUGCAGCAGCAGGUGCGGCGGGUGCAGCAGCAGCUGGAGGAGCAGCAGCACGAGCAGCAGCAGCACGUGAAGCAGCUGCUUUCAGUUGUCUCUAAUUCAAUAGGUGCUUUUGCUGCAGCAGGUGCAGCACCGCUGCCGCCUUUGCCUUGUAAGCAGCAGCAGCAUCAGGUGUUGCAGUGUCUCCAGCAGCAGCAGCAGCAGCAGCAGCAGCAGCAGGAAGACGGGCCCCUCCUCGCCUGCUCCCAGGCUAUAGACGCUCUCCGUGCAUGUGCUGCAGAAGCAAAGCAGCAAGCUGCUUAG